GAGGUGAGAAAUACAGAAAUGUGUCAUUUCUAUCACAUGGAUUGAACUGUGAUUAUAGUUACUUUAUGUACUUAAGUUACUGCCACUCAUUCAUCACCGGGGAAUAAAAGGUCACAGUCAUUUGUUUUUUUACAUGGGUCCUGCUGUCACUCACAUUGCAUCUCAUCCUGAGAUUGUGACAUGACCACAUUAUUGCAUCGUUCCCUUCUUUGGCUACAUAUUGGUUUUUUUUGUCUUACUGAAGGAUUAUAACAACUUUAAUGUGAAGAGCAAAGCCAGUGAGUGUUUGUAGGAUGUGCUUAGUUUUACCCAGUGACCAGUAAGACUUGUAAGAAGUCACUUCAGUGUCUCAUCCUCCUCUGCUGAGCUGGUUGAGUUCAGCCCCUUCUCCCUCUGGACGAUACUGCCACGACACUGAUCUGAUGUUGCUUUUGCUUCUCAAUCAGUGGUAAACAUUUUAAUUGGGUAGCUCUUUCCCCACCCAGUCUGUCUCACCCCCUCCCUCCCCGACUGCCAGGCGGGCAGAGAGUGAGUUUAACACGUAUCCCCAUAUGGGGCUAAGCUUUAUCCAUAUGGUGUCGUCCAACACAGCUACACGCUCACCCGCUGAUUAAUACAGCACGUGUUAGCUGGCUUUGUGUUUGAGAGAUAAGUGCGCAGAAUCAUCCCAAAUGUGUGUGGUACUUUUUUUUUUUUUAAUCCGGAACUCUUUUUUUCGACAUUUACCACUUCCCUUUAACACAUUGAGGCAAGUGGAUCUCCAGUGUGCACAGGCUUGGAGGCACGUGUACACCCACUGCCAGACACAUGGAUGUGCACGUGCACACACCUGCACGAACCAGCAGACAUCACGACCGGAGGCGUUCCCUCACCCUCACAGACUCCCAGCAGAAGGCAACCGUCUUGGAACAAACCGACCCUGCUCACAGAAGUUUGGCCCUGGUGUAGGGACCUUGCCUCAGCUUGAGCCACCAGUGGUCCAGGUGGUGGUCAGCAAUGCCAAAAACCAACACCAGCAGUCGGACAACAUCCUGCCCCAAAUUGCCAACAAAGGGGGCCAAAACAACUAUCAGACACACCCGGAUGAGAGGCCGAAGCCCACCCAGCAGUUCGCCAUGCGGUUUGGUGCUGCAAUGGAUAAAGUAUCAGUCUCCCGCAACAGCAAGAUUUUCAGCAACAAACUGGAGAAAGAGAGGUCAUAUGAGGGACAAAGGUUACCCAUGUCCCCCAUAGAGGCACUGAAGAACUUCCAGGAGCGGCUGACGGAGUUAGAGCAGGAGGAAAUCAUGGACUAUGCAGAGAUCUGGUUCCUGGGUCUGGGCUCUCAGAAGAUCGAGGGUUCCCAAGGUGCACCACAGAACUCUGGAUAUGAUGACGAGCAUGGAAGCUACAUCAGGGUGCUGCAUGACCACAUUGGCUACAGGUUUGAAGUGCUUGAAGUGAUUGGGAAAGGCUCCUUUGGGCAGGUCCUGAAAUGUCUGGACCACAAGAACAAUGAACUCGUAGCCAUCAAGAUGAUACGUAAUAAGAAAAGGUUUCAUCACCAAGCUCUGGUUGAGCUGAAAAUUCUGGAUGUAAUAAAGAGGAAAGACAAAGACAACCUCCACAACGUCAUCCACAUGAAGGAGUACUUUUACUUCAGAAAUCACCUGUGCAUCUCCUUUGAGCUUCUCGGGGUGAACUUGUAUGAGCUCAUCAAAAAAAAUAACUUCCAGGGCUUCAGUCUCGCUCUCAUCCGUCGGUUCACCCAUGCUCUUCUCAGGUGCCUGCAGAUGCUGCACAGGGAGAAGAUUAUCCACUGUGACCUUAAACCGGAGAACAUCCUUCUGUCUCAGCGAGGGCCAGGGAACAUCAAGGUGGUUGACUUUGGAUCAAGCUGUUAUGAACAACAAAGGGUGUACACCUACAUCCAGAGUCGCUUCUACCGCUCUCCAGAGGUCAUCCUGGGUCAGCCCUACAGCAUGGCCAUUGACAUGUGGAGUCUGGGUUGCAUCCUUGCUGAACUCUACACAGGCUAUCCUCUCUUCCCAGGAGAGAGCGAAGUGGAGCAGAUAGCAUGCAUAAUGGAGGUUCUUGGAAUGCCUCCAAAUGAUUUUGUUCAGUCAGCAUCCAGGAGGAGGUUGUUCUUUGACUCAAAAGGAAACCCCAGGAACAUCACUAAUAGCAAGGGAAAGAAGAGGAGACCCAACUCCAAGGAGCUGUCAACUGCGUUGAAAACCAAUGAUGCUUUGUUCUUAGACUUCAUCAAACGCUGCCUCACUUGGGAUCCAACCAAGCGUAUGACUCCUGAUGAGGGGUUACAGCAUGAGUGGAUCCUGGAGGGAAAUUUCAACAAAGUCCGGCCAAGAACCAGGCCAACGGUGAAGAAGGCCUCCGACAGUUCGACCAGCACAGACAAUAGCAGUGAGCACAGUUUCCACAAACAAGCUAACAGCAAGCCUGCGGAGAACGUCAGCUCAGAGAGCAGCACUACUGACAAGCUGAAGAGAGACGGUUCAGCAACAGGAACUCAGAUGGCCCCUGCCGAGCGUCUGCGGCCGAUCGGGGCCUCAGCGGAGGAGGAGGUGUGUGACAAUGAGGGCAAGCUCUCCACGGACACCAACCAGCAAGAAGGAGGCGGAGAGAGGCCCAUUCACAUCAUCAUCAAGCCUCAAAAGGAAGCGGACACAGAGAGAAAAGAUAGCCAGGAACCGUCUCAGCGUUUGCCCCCUAUCAUCUAACAGUCAAAGGGAAUCGGGCUGCGUUCAAGUGGGAACUGGGGAUGUUCAGACUCACUUGAGAGUAAUUGAGUUGUUUAAGUGGAAGUAAAUGGACGUUUGAGAUAAGGUUGCAUUUGUUUGUCCCUGCACAUACAGAAAAUUAAAAGAUCCUUUACGCUCUCAUUUGCUACAAACACUGCCAUGUUGCUUUGGUAUCCACGUGACGUCACAAAACAACAUGUUAGAAAAGUCAGAACCAGAGAUAAGUCUGAGUUUCUGAGUUUCAAGUUGGAGAGCAGCUCAAGUGGAUGUUUCCUACUGACAGGUAGGAAACAAACCAGUUCCCACAUGCUGUGAACAAAAUAGUGACAUAUGGAGGGGACACACUGAUCAUCAUCUAUUUAUUGUUUUAAGUAUACAGUCAUAGUGUAUUAUUUAUUUCUGUGGAACUUUGAGUUUGUAUGACAGUGAAGUCAAUCAACCAGUUGUACUUUUUUUUAUAAAGGAGUUAAGAUGCAGUUGCAGGCAGGCAUUUUGUUUUAAUGUGUCACAACUGAGACAUCACAUUGUCUGCCACAUAAGAAUACACAUGUUGAAUUUAGAUCAAAUGGUUAAAAACCUAAUGCAUAGUUGACUCCUGUAUUAUUUAUUGAACCCAAUCUUUGCUGUGCAUUGAAAUUUUUGAUAAACAGGUUAGACUUUAAACAAUUUUUACUUUUCUCAGUUUCCAUAUUAAAAGUAGCUGACUUUAAAAAGUGCAUGGGUAGAAAAUUGAUCAAAUCUUUGUUUUUGCUUUUUAUUCAUUUUUCUUUUGGACAUUUUAGCAUUACUUUCAUAAUGAGAAAAUAUUUGUGUGCAAUAAAGGCUGAGCCAAAAUGUUUUUUUAAUCAUGUUAACAAAGAAAUAAUUGUCGUGUACUUUUUAAUUGUAGAACACAGUUAAUGACAUAUUGAUUAUUAAUGAUUUCACUUAUUUAUUAUGGAAUAUGUUUGAUCGUAUGUUUCAUAUUUGUUCAACAAUUUAAUUCAACAAUCAAAAAAUAUGUAUUUAUAAUAGAAUUUAUUGUAUAUAUUCUGUCAUUUCCUAUGUAUGUGUAAUACAGAACAUAUUUUAAGAAUAUAUUUCAGAUAUUUGUGGAGGGUUUAGACAAGGUUUUACUUGUUGUGUUGUUUCUGUAUGAAAACAUUUUGUAUGUCUGUGUAAUUCAUAAUAUUUUUUAUAUUAGAAACAAAAGGACAAUCCUAUUAUUAAUAGUCUGUGCCUUGCAGUAUUAGAAAUCUUGCACUUUACUGUGUGUGUACACCUGGAUUAGAAACCAAUGGAUUCUUACCUGUCAAACAGACAAGGGUGCGGACUACCCUGCCAGAUCCCUUUUAUUUGACAAAAUGAUGUCUCAUCUAAUACAAAACAUAAUGAAGCAAUUGUUUCAUUAUUAACCAUCUUUUUUCAAUUGAUUUAUGUCUUCAGUCGCCAACAGAGAUCCCGUUUAAAUUGAAGAUGGUUCCGUGCCCACACUAUCUAUUAGCUAAGCAACCAGAGAUCCAGAGAGAGUGGAUUGUAGCUGAAAUAAGAAAAGUCAAGAAUGUUAAUUUUUAUGUCUUAGAUGAUGAAAUAAAAAGUUGUGUCAAAGAGCAAA
Messenger RNA from Siniperca chuatsi (mandarin fish), 4335 nucleotides. It is a transcript of the gene dyrk4, whose product is annotated as dual-specificity tyrosine-(Y)-phosphorylation regulated kinase 4. Gene Ontology annotation, cellular component: nucleus. NCBI's taxonomy places the organism in Eukaryota, Metazoa, Chordata, Actinopteri, Centrarchiformes, Sinipercidae. The coding region runs from base 672 to 2720 and encodes 682 amino acids. The record is from RefSeq and is a predicted model, not a curated record. Gene Ontology annotation, biological process: peptidyl-serine phosphorylation; peptidyl-threonine phosphorylation. Gene Ontology annotation, molecular function: protein serine/threonine kinase activity; protein serine/threonine/tyrosine kinase activity; ATP binding. The transcript is spliced from 14 exons.